AUUCAAACCAGCAAAGAUUGGCAGCUUCCUUGGGUGAUAACUGGGGAUUUUAACGCCAUAUACUCACCUGAUGAAAAGCACGGGGUUAGUUCCUUGCAAGAUCUCAGGAGGUGUCGGAGGUUUGCAAACUGGAUAAACGAAGCUAUGCUGCUGGAUCUCGGGUUUAUAUAUAGGGUCGUGUUUCACUUGAUUUAGAGGGGACUCGAUGACUACUCACAAAGCUAGUCGGAUUGACAUGACCCUAUGCAACGAUGAUUGGAACCUCACCUUCCCCAACACCACAGUUCAACAUCUACCGAAAUUCCACUCAAACCAUCUCCCCAUCCUAACUAGCUACGCUGGGACUCAGACAGAGGCUGACAUUUCAAACGCUUUUCGCUUUGAGGCUGCCUGGUUGCUCCAUCCUCAAUUCCAGGAUUUUAUGGCUGGGAAUUGGGAUAAAGAGGCAAUGCUUAUCAGCUCCCUCAAGGAUAUGGCGAGCAAAAUGCAGCAAUGGAAGAAGGAAGUAUUUGGGUCCACAUACCGCAAAAAGAAACACUUAUUUGCUAGGUUUCAGAGGAUCACCGAAAGGCUUGCUAUCGCUUUGAAUCCUGGGCUUUUGAAACUUCAGAUAAAGCUGGAAAAGGAGCUAGACUUGAUUUUAGCUCAAGAAGAGGUGUAUUGGUUUCAAAGAGCCAACGAAAAAUGGGUGUGACUUGGAGAGCAGAAUACUUUUUUCUUCCAUCAACAAGCUACUAGAAGGAGGAGAAGGAAUAGGAUUCUAGCUCUGCGUAAUGGCAAUGGCGAUUGGAUCGACAAUGUGGAGUAUCUCCAAACUAUGGUGGUCGACUUCUACAGGAUGCUAUAUACUUAGGAGGAAGGGGAGUACGAAGAACUGAUGCCGAGAGGCAAUUUUCCUUGCCUAAAUCAAGAAGAGUUAAUGUUUCUGCUACGCCCGGCCGUUUCACAUCUCUGACCUUCAUAAAGCCAUUUUUUAGAU
Linum trigynum is the source of this 979-nucleotide messenger RNA. The record is from the annotation of a GenBank genome assembly. Lineage: Eukaryota; Viridiplantae; Streptophyta; Magnoliopsida; Malpighiales; Linaceae.